AUGCCACCUAAAAGGAGGAAGCUUUUGGGACGGCGCACGGCAUCUGCCUCCGCUGCUAGAGCAGCGAGGGCGAGUGAAACCCCUGAACAGACUUCUUUGUGUCUUUCACGGAUGGCCUCGAGCUCAGCUACUCGCUUAUCUAUCGAAAGCGCCGCUGUGCGGACUGAAAGGUUGGCUUCAGCGGCUUCAACCAUGUCCGCACGCCGCACCAGGCUUUCAGUUGAAGAACGUUCAUUUCAGAAUUCACAGGACGCAGUCCGCGUGGCUAGGUUGAGGGUUUCACAGUCCCCAGCUCAGAAAACCCUGCGUCGUUUGCGGAAUGCCACCGCCAAAGUUUGCUCCAGGGGUUUAGAAAGCCCCGAACAAAAAACUUCACGUCGUCUUAGGAAUACUAGGGCUACAGCCGCCUAUAGAGAUUCGGAACAACCCCAAGAAACCGCUCAUCGUCGCGUUAGAAAUGCCCGCUCUACUGCGUCUGCCAGGACUGCAGAAGACUCUGAAGUACGCCGUCAACGGCUCGAAAACAUUAACCAAUUUCGAGCUACUUUGAAUGGCGUAACUUCGCCGUCUGCGUCAUUUUGGUCAAAUGCCGCAUACAAUUAUGUCUGCACUGUCAACUAUUCCACUAGGAGAGACGUACAAAUAGGGGCCAUGGAUAAAGUUUGCACUUUUUGCAACACAAAAAAGUGGGGCGAUGAGCAACCUGGGCUUGUUGCUCUGGGGGCAAAAUCAAACUCCCUUCUUUAG
Messenger RNA from Acanthosepion pharaonis, 747 nucleotides. Lineage: Eukaryota; Metazoa; Mollusca; Cephalopoda; Sepiida; Sepiidae. The record is from the annotation of a GenBank genome assembly.